This is a messenger RNA of Colletotrichum scovillei, 672 nucleotides long. Its product is annotated as short-chain dehydrogenase reductase. The transcript has 2 exons. The coding region runs from base 1 to 672 and encodes 223 amino acids. Gene Ontology annotation, biological process: secondary metabolic process. The record is from RefSeq and is a predicted model, not a curated record. Lineage: Eukaryota; Fungi; Ascomycota; Sordariomycetes; Glomerellales; Glomerellaceae.
AUGGACACCAUUCUCCAACGGGAAACAAAAGGCCGUAAAGACACCGUAGAAGGGCUGGAUCCGUCAAUGUCGACGCGGUACUACACCCGCCUCCGCGCCACUCAAAAACUCCUCCCUCUCCUCAACAACGCGCCGCACCCACGCGUAGUCUCGGUACUGGCAGCGGGCUUAGAAGGCCCCAUGCCCGACGAGGAGGAUCUUGACCUCCGAAGGCCCGGGAACUGGGGGUAUUGGCCUGCUUCCGUGCAGGCUACGACCAUGGGAACGCUCGCGCUUGAGGUGUUGGCGAGGGAGAACCCGGGGGUGAGUUUUGUGCACUCUAUGCCUGGACCCGUGGCGACACCUGGGUUGGAGAGGGCGAGGGACUUUGGGGUGGACGUUACGGGGGAGAUGAGUGUUGAUGAGGCGGGUAAGAGGGGGUUAUUUUUGGCGACGAGUGAUUUAUAUGAUUCUCGGGGGCGGGAGGGAGUUGUGAGGGUUGCUGGGGUUGAGAGAGUGAGAAAGUCUGGUGGUGGUGUGUUUUUGGUUGGUCCGCUAGUGGAGAGGGUUGAUAAUGAGGAAGUUUUGGGAGGUAUGAGGGAGAGAGGGUUGGAUGUGAAGGUGUGGGAGUUUACUCGGGGGUUAUUUCAUGAUUGUCUAGGCCGAAACGGAAGUUUCAACGAGCCUGUGUAA